Messenger RNA from Pristis pectinata (smalltooth sawfish), 7980 nucleotides. RefSeq names its product autophagy-related protein 2 homolog B-like. Lineage: Eukaryota; Metazoa; Chordata; Chondrichthyes; Rhinopristiformes; Pristidae. Gene Ontology annotation, cellular component: extrinsic component of membrane; phagophore assembly site. The record is from RefSeq and is a predicted model, not a curated record. Gene Ontology annotation, biological process: piecemeal microautophagy of the nucleus; autophagosome assembly; autophagy of mitochondrion. Gene Ontology annotation, molecular function: phosphatidylinositol-3-phosphate binding.
AUUGAGGGAAGGGUAAAUACUGAGGGAGAGGGAGACGGGAUUGCGGGUGGGCAGAAGAAUGAGGUAAAUGUUGAGUGGUUGAUGUGGAGGGAAGGUGGGUGAAUUCUGAGGGAAAAGCCUCGGGUAAGGAUAAACUAUACUCUAUAUGGAGACAAAAGGGUGAUGAUUCGGGAAGAAAAACUUAAUAUAAAGGGAAAUGGAUAAAUACUGAGGGAAAAGGCAGUUGGUAUGUUCAGAGAUAAAUUACAAAGUAGGUGAAUAGUAAGAAAACUGAAAAGGGUAAACAGUGUAAAUAGGGGUGAGUGGGUGUUCGGCAGGGAUUGAAGGAUAACUGUUAAGGGAGCCAGAAUAAAGCAGGGGAGAAUAUAUUUGUGUGUAAAAGCACAAGCUGUGAAACCAAGGGGAUUUGGUGGUAUUGAAAACAAGAAGAUAAAUGUAUGUAUAGUAAAAGCACAGUUUGGGCAAAGUGGAGGAGGAACGAGGGAGAGACUGCAAGUCUGUGAGGGCUGGGGGGUUUAUUUAUUGGGAUUAGGGUAAUUCUGACAGGGCACCUACCGUUGUUUAUGGGUUGAAGUCAAGAUGCCUUGGCCAUUCUCUGAGUCGAUUAAGAAGCGGGCGUGCAGGUACCUGCUGCACCGAUACCUGGACCACUUCCUGGAGGAGAAGUUGAGCCUGGAGCAGCUGAGUGUGGACCUCUAUCAAGGAACGGGCUCUCUCACACAGGUUCCACUGGACAAAUCGUCCCUAAAUGAAAUCCUAGAUUCACUUGAUGCACCUUUGGAAAUAAUUGAAGGAUUUAUCCAAAACAUUUCAGUUUCCAUCCCUUGGUCUUCACUCUUGCAAGAGAACUGUGCGGUGGAGGUGCAGGGACUGGAGAUGGUCUUUCGACCAAGGCCUCGUGUAGUGUCGGGCUCGGAACCCAUGUACUGGUCCAGCUUUAUGACAGACAGUAUGCAGCUGGCCAAGGAAUGCCUCAGCCAGAGACUGACAGAUGAUCAAGCCGAAGGGCCACAGCCAUUCGAGGGACUUGAGAAGUUUGCAGAAACCAUUGAAACAGUUCUAAGAAGAGUCAAGCUUACAUUCCUAGACAGUGUUCUCAGGAUUGAGCAUGUUCCAGAGAAUUCGAAAACUGGGGUCGCACUGGAGAUUCGUAUCCAGAGGAUCGAAUAUUGUGAUGAAUCUGCAACUGAGUGUCCAGACAUCAGCAUUCAUCACCCCACAGCUUUUGCCCACAAGAACCUGCAGCUGAAUGGGAUCUCAUUAUUCUGGUUUGAGUUCCCUGAAAGUGCGAAAACCUCACCCAGGAUUUCUCCAAUGCAGGAAAUGGAACCAAAGCUUUCUCCAAGCUGGAACCCAAAGAUAGUUUCAGAACCUCACCCCCAGUUCACAAGGAAAGCAUCUGAUGCUGUUCACUUCGAUCCAGUCCAGAUUGGGAGCUGUGAAGGAAAGAUGGAACUGGAACUCACCCUAAAGCAGAAUGAAGCACUUCCAUUUGCCAAGCUGGAUGUGGAGGGGCAGAUCGAAUCUAUCAAAUUCUUCCUGUCUCCACGACAAGUCCACCUGCUCCUGGACAUGCUGGGCACCAUCCUACUGCCAGGAUGUACAGAGGCAGCAGCUCUCCAGUCGAAAAGCCGGAGGAAUCGGCCGAUGCAGCAGGAGGAUCAAUAUCUAAUUCAGAUGGAACUCAACAGAUACCUGCAGAAGGAGACGGUGUCCCCUGGUAUCUCAACAGAACAGAGCUAUUACGAGACUGAAACAGUUCGAACAACUUCAAGCCGUGCAGAAGAUGAAGUCUUCUUCUCGAUGGCAGACAUGGAAAUGUCAAAUAGUGUGACUUCCCUUCCACCUCUUGGAGAACCAACUGUAGAUAUGGAAUUAUCCUUGAGUAGUACACACGUCAACUCAACAGACAGCUCUCCGCAAAGUGCCGCAGGGUUUUCCGCAUCAUGGGAUGAUUACCUGGAUCGUUCUGGACCAGGAGGACAAGUAAUACGGGAGUCGCCAUUUAACUCCAAAGAGUUGCCGAUAAUACAGAGGCCCCUCCGACCAAGCAGUCUACCUUCCAAAUCGCACCCCAUUGAUGAAUCCAGGCCCGAGGUUGUUCUCCGGCUGGCGAUUGGCAGUCUCUCUGUGUCAGUGCUACACAUCGAUCCACUUCCGCCACCUGAGAGCCCGCUGCACCUUGAACCCCUGACAAGGAUGGCAUCCCAUUUCUUUGAGCAUUUGAAGAACCUCAAUUUCUCUCAGAUUCCAGCAAGAGAUUUCCACGUACUCCGAACCAUGUUUGCCACAGCCUGUCCCCAUGACCACCUACGGCUCUUUGCAACUGAUGUGAAGCUGAACUGUGAACAGCGACGGGGCACCAGCUCAAGGAGCCUAAAUACUGAUGUCUGCAUUAAUUGGAUGGAACUACUGGAAUGUCUGUUCCCUAUGGACUCACCAACUGUCAUACCCCAGUAUACAGAGCUGAUCACAUUUCAAUCUGUGGGCGAGACUGAAGCUCAUCCUGCACCUUCUGUACAGAUUCAUUACAAGCACAUUGACCGAAGAGGAGUCCAGGGCAGUCAAGGGAGGUUAACAUCAGUACCCCAAAAGGCAGAACUACAGGUUGAGCUCGGCCCCAUCCAGUCAGAAUUGGACAUCAGCAUUGUGGACAGGCUCAACUCAUUGUUGCAACCACAGAAGCUUGGAACAACGGAAAUGAUGGCAUCACACAUGUACACAUCCUUUAACAAACACAUUAGUCUGCAGAGAGCCUUUACUGAGGUUUUCCGGGACGAUUCUGGCUCACCUGCCAACUACCGAACGUCCGUGCAGCUCACCACACCCAUGUUCAAAAUGGCCAUCCGCUUCCCAAUCCCAGACCUUCGGUCUGACCAGGAAAGAGGGCCAUGGUUUAAGAAGUCACUUCAGAAGGAGAUUUUACACCUAGAAUUCAGCGAGAUGGAAUUUAAGACCGAGUUCUGCGGGAGUUUAUCCCACGAGCAGCUCAAACUUGAACUCACUUUUAAGGAACUCCUUGGUAAAUUUCAGGAAGAUCUGGGGACUCCAUCGUUCACCUUUUUUAGAGUUUCACACGGUGCUGAUGGAGACAUGUCCACCUCUGACAGUGGCAAGUUUGAUUGGCCAAGGGUUGUGUUAAAGGUGAAUCCGACAACCGUGCAUUCUAUCUUGGAGCGGAUAACGAGCGAGGAGGAGGAACCCGGAAGUCACUUACUGGAGGAUGAAGAGGGUGGAGGCCACUCACUAAAAGAUGUCUGUGAUUUGGGAAAGCACGAACCCUCGCCUUUCUCCUCUCGAAGAGUCAUGUAUGAAAAUGAGGAGAUGGUGAUGCCAGGGGAUCAGCUCGAAAUGGGUCAGUUCCAGGAUAAAACCAUAAGCACCUCCCACUACGUACUGGAACUUAUGUUACCAAAUGUCAACCUCGCACUGCCAAACAAGGCAUUCUACGAGAAGGUGUACAACAGAAUAAAUAAUGAUUUAUUGUUGUGGGAGCCCGCUGCACCAUCUCCCGUUGAGACGGUUGAAAAUAUUACCUAUGGAGUUGGAUUGUCUGUGGCCAGCCAGCUGAUCAAUGCAUUCAGCAAAGAAAGUCUCACUCAGCUCAAGUCUGCCCUCCUCCAGGAUGAUGACGAGAGCGGAUCCGAUGAAGAGUCUCUGCAGGUUCAGUCCACCACUGAUCCGGUGCACAGGUCACGGCGCAAAAAGAAAGUUGAACAGCUGAGCAAGAAUUGUCAAAGCCUCCUAUCAAUCCUCCUCAAUGUGUCUCAUGGAUUGGUGACAGUACAUACGGAUACCAAGAGUGAAGAUGGAACACUGUUAGCUGGAAAACAUGGUGAAUUCUGGUUGGAGAUUGAAAAUGGAAGCUUGUUCACAGUGGGGAAGUAUCAGGGCUGUGAUGACCAACAUUAUUUCUGUCUCCAGGCCAACAAAGUUUUCCUUUGCCACCAAGGCAUGGUGGAGGAUGUGUGUGCCCCUGGUGAUGUGAAGCUCCCUAGCAAGGCUUGGCCUGUAUGGCUCGAACCCACCAUCUAUCAGUCUGAGGAGGGUGUAUGGAUCAAGCAGGCUGCUACUUCAGUGGGAAGUGGUACAGAGAGUCCAAACAUGUUGUCCGUCGCGGUAAAAGUUCACCACAACAAGAACGAGAGCAACAUGAAGGAGAUCCUCGUGGCUAUUGGUCUGCGUGGAGCCACUCUUCAGCACCGCAAUGUGCUACCAGGGCGAAGCUGGCAUGAGCAGAUCCUGGAUUUCCUGAAUAUUGCUGAGGAGCCUGUUUUGGGCUACGCUCGUCCAGCAAAUGCAACCACAUUCCACCUACACCUCUGGAGCUGUGCCCUUGACUACAGGCCGCUGUAUUUACCAGUUCGAGCAGUAGUGACUGUUGAAACCUUCACGAUAUCCAGUAACAUUGUCCUGGACAAGUACUGCUCGACACUCAGAAUUAUUAUUGACGAUGCUGCAUUGUACUUGUCUGAGAAGUGUCAGAAUGCGCUGGUGAAUUUAAAGAAAGAUUAUGUGCGAGUCCUGGACAUGGGGUUGCUGGAAUUCCGCAUAACUGCAUCAAAGCCAACAGUGGAGGGAGAGCGGUUACAGCCUCGGUUUGAGCUGCGCUGUUCCAGCGACGUCAUCCAUGUCCGAACAUGUUCUGACUCUUGCGCUGCCCUCAUGAACCUUAUCCAGUAUGUGGCAAGCUAUGGAGACCUGCAUCCACCCUGUAAAUUCCAAGGAACUCCUGGAGCAGCAGUGCACAGGAGCCGGGCUGGAUCUGGUGACAGCACUCCCUGCAGAACAUCAGGCCUUCCUGAGGCUGAGCAGAAGAUCCUGCGGGAUCUAAUGAUCGAUGCAAUGGAGGAGAUGGAUGUCCUACCAUCAUCGCCGCCUCCCCCUCCUGCUGUGCAGCAGUCAAAUGGAUUCUACAGAGACCUCAUUCGGGAACGAGAGCCUGCACAGUCUGAUCUUUUCCUCUUCCCUGAUGAGAGUGGAGGCUCUUCACAGGAACAGAGCCCAAGUUCCACCAUGGUCCUUUCUGAGCAUCAUGCAGCCUACACCUCUCUACCCAGCGAGCAGCCUGAGAGUGAGGACUUCUGCAUCCUAGAGGCACCAAAGCUGGCAGUCAUGCAGAGAGAGACUGAGCCUGUAGUGAAGAUGCUGAUCCCUGGACCCAUUCUCAUCAAAGACGAACAUUUCACAUUGCCAGUCAAGAAGGUGGACAAAAGCAAAGCACCACUGCACCUCCCGAUCCCAGAGGUCCGAUAUGUGGUAAAGGAGAUCUCAGUUGUAUGGCAUCUGUAUGGAGGAAGGGACUUUGGAACAGCUGUCACAACACGCUCCCCUGUUAAAAGCAUACCCACUAGAACUGGUUCAAGCUCUUCCCAAAGCUCCCCAUCUCAGCCUUCUGCGCGACACGGCCGUUCGACCAGACGCAUUCAGGGCGGACCCGGGAGGAACCACGACGUCCUGAUGGAGAUUCAGUUCAGUAAGGUGAAAUUUCAGCAUGAAGUUUAUCCUCAGACAGGCUACAGUGUGGAUCCAGGUUCAGCAGAACAUCCCAUCUCACGGCAGGUCUUCAUAGUCCAGGACCUCGAGAUCCGAGACCGCCUCGCAACAUCACAGAUGAACAAGUUCCUCUACUUGUACUCCAGCAAAGAGCUACCAAGGAAGGCUCAUUCAAACAUGCUGACCAUUAAGGCUUUGCACGUGAGUCCAGAUUCCACUCGGAUGCCUCAGGAGUGUUGUCUGCGCAUUACGCUGAUGCCCCUUCGACUAAACAUUGAUCAGGAUGCCCUAUUUUUCUUAAAGGACUUUUUCAGCAGCCUGGCUGCAGAGGUGGAGCUGUUGGUUCCUCCAGAUCCUGUGCAGGAGGUGAGAAAAUCUCCCGGGUCAGACGCCGCCAGCCUUUCCAAAAACGGAACCGGUGCUGCAGAUCACGGCCCCAUAAUUACUCUUCCAGGUCAGAGCAAACUCAGACCAGACCCUUCGACUGCUGAGGCCAGGAUCCCGAUCAGCGAGCCGGAAGGUACCUCUCCAGCGGCAUUCGGAGACCAGCCAGUCUUCUUCAGGGAAUUUCGCUUCACAUCCGAGGUGCCGAUUCGGUUGGACUACCAUGGCAAGCAUGUGUCCAUGGAUCAAGGCACCUUGGCAGGAAUCCUAAUUGGACUGGCUCAGCUGAACUGCUCUGAGUUGAAGUUGAAAAGGUUGUGUUACAGACACGGGUUGUUGGGAGUGGACAGACUUGUCUCCUAUGCACUUAAUGAAUGGCUGACUGACAUCAGAAAAAAUCAGCUGCCUGGUAUCCUUGGAGGUGUUGGACCCAUGCACUCGUUGGUCCAGUUGGUUCAGGGGCUGAAGGAUCUGGUCUGGCUGCCCAUUGAGCAGUACCGUAGGGACGGGCGCAUUGUGAGAGGUCUCCAGCGAGGAGCAGCCUCCUUUGGGACCUCCACCGCCAUGGCUGCACUCGAGCUGACGAAUCGACUGGUGCAAACUAUACAGGCAGCAGCCGAGACAGCCUACGACAUGGUUUCUCCGGGAGGCAAUUCACAUGGUUUGAUGAGGACCAAACGCAUCUCUCAGCAUCGCUUGGCUCAUCAGCCGGUCGAUCUACGCGAAGGAGUGGCUAAAGCAUAUGACCUAGUGAAAGAGGGAUUCACGGACACGGCGCAUAUGAUCUACGAGACGGCAACACGGGAGCACGAGCAGCGGGGGAUGACGGGGGCUGUGGGAGGAGUGCUACGGCAAAUCCCUCCGGCUGUGGUGAAGCCAUUGAUUGUAGCAACUGAGGCCACCUCCAACGUCCUUGGUGGGAUGCGAAACCAGACACCAGACGCACGGCAGGAAGAGUCCCAGAAAUGGCGGCUUGGUGACCAUAACGGUGCUGGAUGCUUCCCUGAAACUUUAACCACAUGGGGAAAGGGAAGCUGGUGAUCCUUGGUCCCAGAGCUGAAAAAUCCGCUGGGUGUCACUGCACAUUACACUUUGCUGCCUGUAUAUUUUGGUCUCAUUCAGAUCCAUGAAAAACAAAAACUUGAUGUCAAUAGGAGAGUUUAUAGCGCUUAAGUAACUUGAUAGAUCUGGUGACUGCAUAGAAGAAAUUCUCUGGUUUAUUUACAAAGCGGCCUUGGAGAAUUAUUGUUUUAAAAAGCAGAGCGGUAACUGGAAUGCAUCUUGCUGUCUGAGCUGAUCUGUGGGGUCGGGAUCAUUAGCAGUUUGGUAACCGAUGGAUUGUAAACCCACGAACUGCGAGGGACGCCUUGUGUUGCCUGGAAGCAAAGAUUCUAAUUAUCCUUCCCUCUUAUCUUAGUCCGGGUGUUCUUCGUGGACACGCUCCCUGAGCCUGCAACCUGCUUCAACGGUUAUAGCUACAGUCAUUAACGACUCACGCAGACUUUCCUUCCUGAGGAUUUCAUUGCCCAGACUCUGGCAGCAAUAGGUUUUAGAUUAAAUUGAAGGUGCCUACGAAGUUCCUGGUUACUGUUUCUUCUCUUAAGGUUUUCACGUUCAGAUUUGGUAAUUGGCAUUGAGUGUCCUGGGUGUCCAGUGCUGACACACUGCAGUGCUUUGAAAAUGUUGUGGAGCACAAGGUGUACAACUUGAGCAGUUAUGGUAUUGCUUGAAGCCUAGGAAUGUUACUUGAACGUGACUCAGAAGGGAAUGAUUUGGUGCACGUAAGAAAAUGAAAAACAUGUGUUUAUUUUCAGGGUACAAGAACAAAGGGACAGACAGCAGUCCAGUACCUGCUGAUGCCAAAACAUUUUGGUUCUCUGUGAAGUGCCAAUUUUACGACCCCUACCACAAGAAUCCCUUAAUGAGGUGUGUAACCUCUUCAACACCCUCUAAGGGUUCUCCAACACCCUCUUCCCACCCCUCUCCACAACACGGCAGUGUACUGACUCGUAUCUGCUCUGUGCUAUCAGUUUUUCUCCUGCUCAAUUCUGAUCCACUGCUCAGUGUUCCGGAAAAUGUUCUCCCAGUAUUUUACAUUUU